ACAAGAUGUCACUCCCUCGUCUCUGAAACCGAAUGGAGGAACCACCCAGGAAUCCACUCUACAUUCUAGGGUUUCUCUCGCUGCUCUUCUCCACCGCCGGUCGGACCUUUGCAAUCCGGCUGCCGGAACGGAACGCCGGAGCGGGAUCUCAUUUCUCGCCUGAACCGCCCCAUAGAGUCGCCGUCUUCGCCUUAGGGAGCUUCUGGAGAUCUGAGGCGGCGUUCGGAUGCCUUCCUGGCGUCGUUCGGACUUUGGUUGGUUAUGCCGGCGGAUCGAAGACCAAUCCUGAGUACCGCAACGUCGGAGAUCAUGCCGAGUGCGUCCAGAUUGAAUAUGAUCCAAGAGUGAUUCAAUUUAAGCAACUUUUGGAUGUCUUCUGGUCUAGUCAUGAUUCUCGGCAAGUUUUUGGUCAAGGACCAGAUGUAGGCGACCAGUAUAGGUCAAUAAUCUUCACAAAUGGAACUCAAGAGGCCAGGCUGGCUGCAGCAAGUAAAGAAAGAGAGCAAACAAAGAGCAGGAGCAGCAUAGUGACUACACAAAUUCAGCAACUGGGUGCAUUCUAUCCUGCUGAAUCUGAGCAUCAGAAAUUUGAGCUGAAGCGGCAUCAGUUCCUCCUGCAAUUGAUUGGGAACAUGCCAGAUGAGGAGCUUGCAAGGUCAAUUCUUGCAGCAAAGUUGAAUGCAUAUGCAGCGGAGCUCUGUCCAUCAAACAUCCAAAGAAAGAUUGAUUCAAAAAUUGAAGAGAUCCUGAAAAAUGGUUGGCCUGUUUUAAGGGAUAUCUGAGUUCAACGCAGCCCUAAAUCACAUUUAUUCUCUUUAAUUUGGAAAUAUAUAUAUAUAUAUAUAGAAGAUUUUUUGUCCAACAAACCCUUGGCAUGUUUAUCUUGUAUAUUUAACUCAGGGUUGACCCUAUUUUAAGCACCUGAAGUUCACCACCAUUAAAUCUCCUGUUCUCGACGAUGAGCCUUAAUAUUUUCAAGAAGCUCCUGUAUUUAUUUCAUCAAAAAAAGUUGGCAAAUUUUACUUGUGACAAAUAGCUCUGUAUUCUUGCAGUUCUAGUGAAACAACAGGGUGCUAAAACUCUACUUUAUUACAGGAAUGUUAAACUCUUGCAACGUACUUGAUAGGUUUGAAGAACAUAGUCUUGAAAAAAAAA
Dioscorea cayenensis subsp. rotundata (Guinea yam) is the source of this 1155-nucleotide messenger RNA. Its product is annotated as peptide methionine sulfoxide reductase A5. The transcript has 4 exons. Gene Ontology annotation, biological process: cellular response to oxidative stress. Gene Ontology annotation, cellular component: cytoplasm. Lineage: Eukaryota; Viridiplantae; Streptophyta; Magnoliopsida; Dioscoreales; Dioscoreaceae. The record is from RefSeq and is a predicted model, not a curated record. The coding region runs from base 33 to 782 and encodes 249 amino acids. Gene Ontology annotation, molecular function: peptide-methionine (S)-S-oxide reductase activity.